This is a messenger RNA of Cricetulus griseus (Chinese hamster), 1751 nucleotides long. NCBI's taxonomy places the organism in Eukaryota, Metazoa, Chordata, Mammalia, Rodentia, Cricetidae. The record is from RefSeq and is a predicted model, not a curated record.
UCUCCCCAACAAACUUAACAACAAGACCUCUCACUUAGCAGCUGCAGCCUGGCUCAUCAAAAGCAAAACGAUUCAUUCCCUCGGUCAGGACCAAUACUUCCCCCUCCAACCCAGGUGAAGAUCCUGACCUAAGAAAGGACUUGCAACCACCAAGCCUAAGUCCAGAGAUGGAAGCAAAUGAGAUCGCAGAAGGUCCUCAGGCCACCGAGGAUGCAAAGAGACCCUCCUUAAAGGACCCCUCUGCUGAAGACCUGAAGGAACCCACUACCCCUGAACCUGCCUUGGAGCUUUCCAGCUCACAGACAACUUUACAACCUCCUGAAUACAAAGUCCUUUUUGUGACAUCUACUUCACCAAAUCAGACUGAGGCCCCUGAGGGCCUCCAGGAGUCUUCUCUCUCUGAAUCGCCUUCAAAGUCCUAUGAGGCUAAGGACUCAUCCCAGGAGUCCUUAAAGGCCCAAUUACCUGAAAGUCAUUCAAAGUCUUCCCAGUCUGUGACCUCUCUAGAAAAAACCACCAGUGAGACCCCUUUGGAGAGCCCUGCAGAUGAGAUUUAUAUCUCUAAGGUCCAAAAAUCUUCUCUUGGAUCCUCACAGACAGACAAUAUCCCUUCGUCUUCCCCGUCUCCCCAUAAGAUUUCUUUUGAUGAAGCCCCCCAGACCCAGGUCCCCAAAUAUGAGCUCUACCCACAGCACCCCUUUUCAGGGCCUUCUACCCAGGCCAACGUGGACACAUCUGCAGAGCAGGAGGAGGCAAAGGAGGAUGAGUUGAUAGCGGGGACUAGUGACGGCACUGCUCAUGCAGCUUCGCCUGAGUCUCAUGGGAGCAAGAAGAAGGAGAAAAGAGUCAGUGGUUAUACAAGCCGCCCAGUAGUCCCUGCUAAGAGGGCAGAUCUGGUAAAGGCAAUGCACAGAGAGCAAUUUGGUGCUCAAAUGAACAAUCUUUUCCAAUGGGAGAAGGAUCCAGCCCUGAAGGCCAUCCAGACAGGUCUCUACAUUGGCUGGCGCUGCCCCCAUUACUUAUGGGACUGUUUCCGGAUUGGAGAUGAGUCCAAGUGCUUUUGUGGACAUUUGUUUAAAGAACACCAGAUCAUCUCAGAUCUGUCAGCACCCUGCAGUGUGAGCCAGUGCAGGUGCCUCAUGUUUUGUUUCAUCCCAUCACGCCCAGAGGAGGUGGGUGAGUUCUGGCUUAAGAGACGGAGCACCUUUGAUCCCAAAGCCUGGAGAGCCCAAUGUCGUUGUAAACAUACUCAUGAAGAACAUGCAGCCACCGGAGCUCAUCCCUGCAGGCACCAUGGGUGUUGCUGCAACUGUUUCGAGUCGAAUUUCCUCUGUGCAGCCUGUGACCGGCGCUGGGAAGAACAUGAGACUUUCUUCGAGACUGAAGAGACCAGGCGAAGAGGAGGGAGACCUUACGGUGAGGGAACAACCUGGGACAGGACCAUGCCAGCAUCUGUAAUCAGAAGGCCAUACAGAAAGGCACUCCCACCCUCCCUCAUCCUCUUCAGGUGUUACAUCCCCAGCCCACCCCACAUCCCAUGCCUGCACUGCCUUCCAUCCCCAGAAGCAGACUAUGUGCCUUUUGCAGAGAUGCCUGCCCUCCGAGAUGUCAUCCUCACCAACUCUGACCUUGAGGCCCUCCAGAGGCAGGGUGUCUCUGGCCAGCCCAGUUCCCACCCUAGAUCCCCUGCAUUCCCUGGCCCAAGCAGCCUCCAGCCUGGCCCUAAACCUGACCCCCAUACCUGACCCUUU